AUGACUAAGCACCUCAACUUCAUCGCAAACUUGACGCUGAAAAGCGAAUCUCAAGCUACGAAUCUCGAUCUUUGGCAGAAGAAUUCACCCGGUUCAAGCGACAGAAGCAGGAUGGGCCUCACUCGAUCAUCUCGCCCCAAUCGAUCGGGCCCAGUCGACCACGAUGUCUUCGAGGGGCUGCCUGUCCGCCGCUGGGCUCGCCAGCUCGCUACAGUCUCCCAGGAACCCAAGCCCACAGAAGAAGAGACAAACGUAGUAGACUCCCAGAGUCUGCCGGAACUGCCAAUGCCUAGGGAUAGCAACCUCUUGACUCCUGUCAGUCGGGCGCUUCUUCGCGCUGCCAGAUCCGGAUGCACGUACAUACGACCUAUCCGCAAGGACCCCGAGCCCGAAGAAAUUGACCAGAAGGAGGAUGACGAUGCCGUUAUAGAGCCGCCGGUUGACGAGCGAACCUUUGCAGCCGUGAAGUGGACCGCCAUACCCAGAACAGUUGAGCUUCCGGAGAUAGAAUUCUUAGCUCCCAGGAGAGCUGGGCUGCCGUCCUUGUACGGAGCUGGAGCUCAACCAAACGGUGCCUCGGCCGCCAGCUCAUCGAUCCCAAUGCGCAAGACAAAGUUCAGAAAGAUAGAUCCUACAACUGGCGUUAUAUCAAUAUAUGAAGCUUGGGUGCCAGAAGGGUACGAGGUCGAAGGAGAGAUUGCCCAAGAAGCCCAAGUCAUAGCUGAAAACCCGGAUGCAAAGGUCGUCAACGUUGAGCCGGCUCCCGGAACUGUUGUUGCGGAUAUUGGAAUGGUGAACCAGGAUGGCGUCGUUGUUGCUACUACUGAGGGAAGUGCGGUUGUACCCAAGCCGAACAGGGGAAAGCGGAAAUUAAAAGCCGGUAAAGCAAAGAGCAGGAAGAAGGUCAUGUUUGCUUCAACAAAUGGAGCUGAGCAGCCUGUGGCCCCGGGUUCUAAGGGAACUGGGGCUGCUGCUCAGCCCGCUGUUUCAGAAAAUGGUGCUACACCUUCUGGAACGGCAUCUGUGGCAGAAGACGAAGGAGAUGAAGACGAGGAAGAAGGCGAUGAGAGCGACGAAGACGAUACCGCAACCGAUUCCAAACCAACUCCAACGGCCGAUGGCCCCAUUGAUGGGGAUAAUACGACCCCGUCGGUUGAUAUCACAUCAGAACCACAGGAUACACCGCAACAACCACCUUCUACUGGGAAGGACUCCAUAGAACCAGAACCUCCUCGAACCAUCUCAAAAUCCCCAGAACUGCCGAUCAUCACAACCUCUACCUCCGAACGGCCUUCAAAAUCACCCACUGAAGAACCAAAGGAGACCACUAGCUCUACCGAACCUUCAAAUCAAGUUGCGCCACCCAGUGAACCGCAGCAGGCGGACGCAGAGGCCGCUGGACAGCCUAAAAUUAGUCCUCCCCCAGCUUCGGCGGCGGAAGAUGCAAAGCCUGCAUUACCUGUAGCACCUCUCCCAGAAAGCCUUGGUAUCAAGAUGGACACAGCUGAGAAUGAAGCACAUCAACCUACCCCUGAAAAGGCUGUUAGCCCUCCAACACUGGCCAAGGAAGAGCAAGUUUCACCACCGACUAUCCGGCCGAGCACCACGGAGGUAGAAUCCAAACCCCAGACUCCUCCUGAUGCACACACAUCAAAUCCACUUCCCGAGAGGGUACCCUCAUCUACUGCCCCUACGGACCCCAGCGAACCUACAGCCGAGGAACCUGCAGCUCCCAGCUCUCUCCCUCCGCCCGAAACAACCGCAGAGAGCAAACCAGAGGCUACAUCCACUGGACCUGUCCGUUUUGAAGACGGUGAAGUCGACCUGCUAGGAAGCCUGGAGGCAAGCCUGGGUAAGAACCCGGACCCUACGGCGCAAGAUAAGCCAGAUGAUACAUCAGCAACGGCAACUGCCUCAGAACAAAAGAUAAACGAUAAUGAUACCCAGGCCGAAGCACCCCCUGCUAAAGAUGAAGAAAGCAAGGAAGGGGAUAAGGACAGGGACAGGGACGUUGAAAUGACUGGUUAA
Messenger RNA from Nannizzia gypsea CBS 118893, 2028 nucleotides. RefSeq lists its product as hypothetical. The transcript has 2 exons. NCBI's taxonomy places the organism in Eukaryota, Fungi, Ascomycota, Eurotiomycetes, Onygenales, Arthrodermataceae. Bases 1 to 2028 code for a protein of 675 amino acids. The record is from RefSeq and is a predicted model, not a curated record.